This is a messenger RNA of Chaetomium fimeti, 497 nucleotides long. Its product is annotated as heat shock factor binding protein 1. Lineage: Eukaryota; Fungi; Ascomycota; Sordariomycetes; Sordariales; Chaetomiaceae. Gene Ontology annotation, molecular function: transcription corepressor activity. Bases 111 to 338 code for a protein of 75 amino acids. Gene Ontology annotation, cellular component: nucleus; cytosol. Gene Ontology annotation, biological process: cellular heat acclimation. The transcript is spliced from 3 exons. The record is from RefSeq and is a predicted model, not a curated record.
AGCAACGAACAGCAGUGUCGCUCGUCCCUACGAGUCUUGUAAGCUGUGGUCUUAACUGGAGCUCAGCUACGAACUAAGAUAUAUCAAGUUAUAAGGGAGGAUUGACGACCAUGGCUUCAAACAAUAAUGAUUCGUCUGCCGCGCAGGCAGCAAACACCAACGAAGAUGCUCGCGCCGAGUUGACGGCCCAAGUUGAGGACCUUCUUCACACCUUGUCCAACAAGUUCGCCAGCGUGUCGAGCGAGAUCUUCGCUAAAAUGGAUGAAAUGUCCCGCCGUCUUGAUAACUUGGAAUCGCAGCUAUCGAACAAUAAGAACAAGAAUUCCGGAUCCAACUGAUGCCAGGGUGUAAAGAAAGUAAAGAAAGGAGGUCCGGAUUGAGCGAGCGUGCGUUUCAGGCGGGGACCGGAGUUGGUUCGGGUUUGGGGAGCAUGUCAGGAAGCAAGACCACUUUGACUAUGAACCUAAAAACUCGCGUAGACCAUGAUAAGAUGAGAC